This is a messenger RNA of Alternaria burnsii, 3609 nucleotides long. RefSeq names its product cell cycle checkpoint protein. Gene Ontology annotation, molecular function: glutamic-type endopeptidase activity. The coding region runs from base 1 to 3609 and encodes 1202 amino acids. NCBI's taxonomy places the organism in Eukaryota, Fungi, Ascomycota, Dothideomycetes, Pleosporales, Pleosporaceae. The transcript is spliced from 8 exons. The record is from RefSeq and is a predicted model, not a curated record. Gene Ontology annotation, cellular component: checkpoint clamp complex; site of double-strand break. Gene Ontology annotation, biological process: double-strand break repair via homologous recombination; mitotic DNA replication checkpoint signaling; meiotic DNA integrity checkpoint signaling.
AUGAGAACCGCUGCUCUCUGGGCGUGCUGCGUGUCGGCCGCAUCUGCCGCGUUUGACUUGAAUCGGGGUGGUGCUGUUCUCAAAGCACCAGCAGGCGACUCGUUUGCCACCGUCACAGGGACUUUUACAGUGCCGAACCUGUCGGGCACCAAUCGACUCUCGAUCUGGGUGGGCAUUGGUGACACACUUGAGCAGGAUAACGUCCUUGGUGGUGGUAUUGUUUAUAACAGUACCCUUAACAGCUUCUCUGCGUACUUUCCUGGUCCGGUGACGGACACCACUUCGACUGUUCCUGUUGCAAACGGUAAUUCGAUCACUGUAACUGUCAACUUGGCUGCCGCUGGGGGUACCGUGACCAUCGAGAAUAAGACACAGAAUAAGAGAACGACACAGACACUCGCUGCCCCUCCCGGCGUGGACCCAUUCGCUUUAACUGCUCUUGCGGCAGACUGGUUCGUCCAGGCAUAUCAAGUAAUUCCAGGCCAGCUGGUGGCCACGCCAAACUUCGGGACGGUAUCAUUCACUGCGGUGACUGCGACGACCAAGAGCGGCGUGAACGUUCCGAUCUCAGGCGCAGGAAGAUAUGAGAUACAAGGAACCAGUGGACAGAUGUAUUCGAAGACGACAAUAUCAAGCACUGAGCUUACAGCGUCGCUCAAUUCGCUCGGCCCGCUCGCGUGGGUGAAGCUCAGCGAGGAGCAGGUAUGCUUCACCAUCAUACCAGAGCAGGGCACACAAGUAUGGGCUGUGCUCUCGAUUGACUCCAUCUUUGAGAGCAUCAGCGUGCAGUCGGCUGCAGAUAAUGUCAUCAACCUCGAAGUUCCGCUCGCGUCGCUGAAUCGCGCCCUCAAAUCGGCCUUCAAUGCCACGUCGGCCCAGAUACGCCUCACCAAGAAGGACAACCUGCCCGUGCUCGCUCUUACCGUCACCACUACCCCGUCCUCGAACACGUAUAGCGCCUUCCCUACUACUUUGACCAAUGAGGACGACGACGACGAUGAGUACGGCGACGACGAUGACGACGGCUUCGAUGCCGCCUUCGACAACGAAUUCGGUGGAGGCAACCGCGAGACCAUCAUCACGCAAGAGAUACCUAUACGUGUGCUUGCUCCGGAUACGGUAGCCCAUCUGCAUGAGCCUGUCUGCAGGGAGCCGGACGUGCACAUCAUCCUGCCGCCCUUGAUACAACUGAAAAGCAUCAGCGACAGGUUCACCAAACUAGCGCUGGCAGACACCACCAAGGCAAGCAGUGCGACGACGGCAGCGAGAACCCGCCUAGAUGUCUCGGCCAAUAUGCACGGAUGCCUCAAGAUAAGCAUCAGGUCUGACGCCAUGAACAUAUCUUCCAUCUGGACCGAUCUCAGCAACCCGGAACUAGACCCUGGCCACGUCGCUGGCGGCGAGGACGGCGUUGCUGAACAUCCGAGCACGCGUAUGAAGCAGCUAGGGUCGGCCGAUGGGCGUAGCGAACAAGGUUGGGCCACAGUGAGGAUUGACGGCCGGGACUGGGGCAAGGUCAUGAGUGUGGGCAGACUGGGCGGACGGGUCAUUGCCUGCUUCUGUCACGAGCAUGCACUCAUUCUCUACGUGUACUUGCCCAACGAUAACGGCGAGGACGAGUCAGUCUUGACAAACUUCAAGCUGCGGGCACCACUUCCAGACUACGCCUCGUGCUUCGUGUUACCUUUUCACGAUAGUAUAAAGUAUGUCUAUGCUCGUGUUUUCGAGCGAGAUAGGCUUAUUCGCGUAUAUCUUUCAUACUGCAACAUGGACGAAGCUCCUUUCACCGCCUCACUGCCUUCACAUACAUCCAACCUGAGCGACGUGCACACAGUCAAUACCGACGAUACAUGUUUUCUCACCAAUCUUGCGACUGAACUCGUUCAUCGUAUAAUCGAUUUUAUACCCCCCGCAUCCCAUAUCGACUUCGCAUGUUCCUGCAAACAUUUAUACGCAUGUUCCGCGGACGUGUUCAAGCGCCAUCGCGAUGCCCAGCUGAAAUACGGUGUUGCGUCUGAUGUUGACCCCGCUACGAUUCCCACUCUCCUUCGAAGCGCAUUUGGAUACGGUGACCCUAUUCUGGCAUGGCACGUUCGAUCCUUAGAAGUCUGGUAUGACCGCAGAGGAUGGGACCUGUGGAAAAUGCUCGAUUUUGAAACACCCGUCGAUCAGAGUAUGCAGUCACCGAUAGCGUGGGAGUUCAUACCUGGCGAAAUCGACGAUUAUUUAGAGCGACUGGAGCAGGGACAGGGUCGUCUUCUACCCCGGCGUAUCGAUGAAGCACGUACGCAGAUCCUGGACGGGCAUGAUACUUACCUAAAAGCCCUUCUUAUUGUUCAUUGUCCGAGACUUCGAGAUGUCAAGUUUGUCUUACCAGCGCGUCACGAGGUCGAAACAUAUUCUUGUCUUGGAUGGCUCGACACCUUCAUAAAUGAUUCUCAUAACAAGAAGACUUCUUGGGGCCCGGGACUGCAAAACCUACAAUCAGCCGCGGUCGGCCUACCUUCCGGGACCUGGGUGGACGAUGCCUUCCAUCCUAACACAGAGCCUCUAAAUAGCAUAGGGAUGCUGGUGCAAUUCCUGCGUCUACCCCACCUGGAAAGGUUAUAUUUCAAAGACCUCGAGGACACCAGUGAUGAUGAGGUAUCUUGGGACGUGUUAGUACCAGCCGGAACUUCCAGCAUCAAACAUCUUUUCCUGGACAAUUGCGGCGAGCUACACAGCGAGCCUCUCAAUGCUAUUGUGGCCGCCCCGUCAGCCCUCCAAACAGCCUGUUUUCGCGCCGGCGAUGCAUUACUUGAACACGCCGACAAUUGGGUCAGCAGCCUAGGCACCUGUCAAGGACAGUCGCUCGAAAGCCUCAUGUUCUACGGCUAUGACUCUAAUGGUAGUAUUCAUGGCUAUCGUUGCGGCGCCUUCCGCCCGGAAGAGCUCAACGAUCACAGAGCUUUGAAGCAUGUUUGCAUGGACAUUUCGGAUUUUGAACUCGAAGCCUUGUACAAUAUAAAAGACGAUAGAGAAGAGUGGGAAAGUGAUGGAGCGCUUGCCGAACGCACUUUUUUCGAAUGUGUGAAGCAGUACGAGGUAAUAGUUCUUUGGGGGUCGCUUGGUAACUUUUACGUUCAAUGGGAGCCGACUGAGGAACAAGGCUUUGAAGACGCGGUGUUAGCUGUCCUCAGCGGAUCCGAGUCUUGCACACUAGCCAUGUACUUGGAAAACGUCGAGAAGCACAGUAGAAACUUGAGUGGAAUAGAGAGCCCAUCUCAACCCAUCGAAAAGGACAAGAUCUGGUUCCGCCGCGCGAUCGAAACAGCAAGGAAGCGUGGCGUCGAUCUCCAUACACUCACAAAUCGGAACAAGCCAAUUCACCAGAUCGAGUUUCCUGAAGCGCCUGAUAAGUACGACCUCAAGACUGGACCAUGGGGUGAGAGACCAGAGGAUUGGGUCUUCAAUGUGUACACCGGUCGCAGGGAACCGCAAGGCUGCGGGAAAUGCGGGGACUGUGAUGUUUGCUUUGGGUACUACAGUAAAGAGAUGUGGGAUGGACUGAAGAAAGAGCCAAGGAAGAUCAGGUAUGACGGCAAGAACGAGGAUGGGAUCGAAGACUAG